AUGUUCACUGGAUUCCCAGCCCAUGGUUCAGCCCACGGCCUCCGCCGCAGCAUCUCCGGGGAAAGGAACCCUAGCUCCAUCCCUCCACAUAAAUACCUCCUCGCCUCCACCAUCGCCACUCUUCGCGCCGCCGCAGCCCCCAAACCCUCAUCCCCAUCACUCUCCGAGCACCCCGACCACCCCUCCCUCACCCGGCCAUGGCGGAGCGCGGCGGCGAGCGUGGCGGCGAGCGCGGCGGGUUCGGCCGUGGCGGCGAGCGCGGCGGGUUCGGCCGUGGCUUCGGGCGCGGCAGGCGCGGCGACCGUGGCGGGCGCCGCGGCGGCGUCGUGGUCCGCGUCAGGAGGAAGAGAAGGGUCCCCGUCACCAAGCUCGGCCGCCUCGUCAAGGAGGGCAGGAUUAACAAGAUCGAGGGAGAUCUACCUCCACUCGCUCCCCGUCAAGGAGCACCAGAUCGUCGAGACCCUCGUCCCGGGGCUCAAGGACGAGGUCAUGAAGAUCACGCCCGUGCAGAAGCAGACCCGCGCUGGGCAGCGCACUGCCGCUUCAAGGCCUUCGUCGUCGUCGGCGAUGGCGACGGCCACGUCGGCCUGGGAGUCAAGUGUGCCAAGGAGGUGGCCACCGCCAUCCGCGGCGCCAUCAUCCUCGCCAAGCUCUCCGUCGUCCCCGUCAGGAGGGGGUUACUGGGGUAACAAGAUCGGACAGCCGCACACCGUGCCGUGCAAGGUCACCGGUAAGUGUGGUUCCGUCACCGUCCGCAUGGUGCCCGCGCCCAGGGGUUCUGGCAUCGUCGCCGCUCGCGUGCCCAAGAAGGUGCUGCAGUUCGCUGGCAUUGAGGAUGUCUUCACCUCGUCCCGUGGCUCCACUAAGACCCUUGGCAACUUCGUCAAGGCAACCUUCGACUGCUUGAUGAAGACCUAUGGCUUCCUUACUCCUGAAUUCUGGACUCAGACCAAAUUCUCCAUGACUCCAUUCCAGCAGUUCACGGACCUCCUGGGAAAGCCCACCAAGGGUCUUGUGCUUGAGGCCCCAACUGAGACAGUAGAGGCGAGGGAUGGCAGCCUUGACGGGCCAGCUACGACGAGGUGCGCCAGGGCCCAGGGGAACUGGAAUUGCUGUGGCCAAGUCCUGAAACUCAAACUGGCAAGCUGCUGCCGUCCCGACUUUGGUCGUCUCAGGUACGCAGACAGCAUGGCCGGAGUCCAGGUGACGCCGGCGGCAGUGGGGGCGAGCGCCGUCGGGCGGUUCGGUGUCAGGGGUGGUAGCACCACCGGCUUGUUCGCCGGCGACUGGAGGAAGGCUCGCCGCCCGGCGUGCUCGGUCUGGGCGCUCAGGCAGAACCGGAGCAGCAGCAGGAGCAAGGGCGGCCUCGGCAUCGUCUGCAACCUCGCCGGACAGUACGAGGAUAGCUUUGACGACGUCCAGCGGCAACUGAUGAAUUACUUCACCUACAAAGCCGUGAGGACCGUGCUGACCCAGCUCUACGAGUUGAACCCACCAAGCUACCGUUGGUUCUACAACUUCGUUGCUGUCAACAAACCUACUGACGGCAAGCAUUUCCUCCGUGCUCUCAGCAAGGAGAGGCAGGAGCUUGCUGAGCGAGUGAUGAUCACCAGGCUUCACCUAUAUGGAAAAUGGAUCAAGAAAUGUGACCACGCAAACACGUACGAGAAGAUCUCUGACGAGAACCUGACGCUGAUGCGAGAGCGGCUCAUGGAGACGGUCAUCUGGCCAACAGACGACACCAACACAGAGAAGAUCGGCUGA
Miscanthus lutarioriparius is the source of this 1764-nucleotide messenger RNA. NCBI's taxonomy places the organism in Eukaryota, Viridiplantae, Streptophyta, Magnoliopsida, Poales, Poaceae. The record is from the annotation of a GenBank genome assembly.